Messenger RNA from Fusarium fujikuroi IMI 58289, 1056 nucleotides. RefSeq lists its product as uncharacterized. Bases 1 to 1056 code for a protein of 351 amino acids. The record is from RefSeq and is a predicted model, not a curated record. The transcript is spliced from 4 exons. NCBI's taxonomy places the organism in Eukaryota, Fungi, Ascomycota, Sordariomycetes, Hypocreales, Nectriaceae.
AUGGUCGUCUUUACUCACGACAUCGCCCCUGACGGGGAUAUUUAUAUUGUCCUAGAGGAAGCCAACUCGAUGCUUACUACUCCGACCGUUGACCUCCGCCACAUGAACGUUGAUUCUCCCGAGUUCAGCCCUGAUCCUGCUGAUGUGAACGUCCCAGAAACACCGUCUGGGCUUGAGCUCCCCGAUGUUCCAGAUGUGGAUACCUUGAAGUGUCGAUUUCGUGUCUCAUCUCAUCAUCUGACCUUCGCCUCUGCGAUUUUCAAAACGAUGUUCACUGGUCCCUGGAAGGAAUCAGCGCCAGCUGGAACAAGUCUCCCCGAGACGGCACCAGAGACCCCAGCGGAAACCGCAGAAGCUUCCGCCGUGCGUGAGAUCUUAACAACAGGCUGGGAUGUACACGCCUUCGUCACGGUACUCAGAAUCAUACAUGGUCUCAAUUACCAAGUGCCGGAAGCCUGCGUCGAGGCUGUGUCUACUGCCGCGAAGCUUUGGAAACCGCCAUUCCUCAAGUCCGGUGCGCUCAACCUUAGGGGAAAGGUGUCGAUCAUGUGGUUGUGGAUUGCUUGGGUUUUUUCUUGGCCCUCUGAGUUCAACAGAGCAGCUUACGGGCACCUGCGGUAUAGCCAAGGUCUGGAUCUUGUUGAUACCCAUGACCUCCCAAUUGCUAUGAUUCUUGAAAAGCUGGCGAAGAAGAGGGAGUGGUCUUUGGAGACUUUCUCUGCCAAACUCGUUUCACUGCGAACGGAUCACCUGGAUAUCCGCGCGGGCUGUGAUCGACGAUGUAGGCACAUAUUGCUCGGUGCAAUUCAGGACGCUGAGUACACGAUGCACAACAAGCUUGUGAUUUCUGGCCCACCAUACUAUUGGAUCUCUAUUGGGGAGAUCAAUGAUAUCUGGGAGGACAUUGAUUCAGAUGAUUGUCGUGAUAGCCGGGAAAUAAAGCGAGGUUUUCCUCGCCCCUGUGGUCUCAAGAAGCUGAUGAAUCCAACUUUCGAUGAGAUCGUCGCCGAGUUCAGCAAGAUCAACAUCGCUGAUUUUCAAGCUAAGAAGGUCUGA